Molecule: messenger RNA, 2346 nt
Organism: Westerdykella ornata
Lineage: Eukaryota; Fungi; Ascomycota; Dothideomycetes; Pleosporales; Sporormiaceae
Product: acid protease
Exons: 1
Coding region: 369-2069 (566 amino acids)
Biological process (GO): proteolysis
Cellular component (GO): fungal-type vacuole
Molecular function (GO): aspartic-type endopeptidase activity
Source: RefSeq, a predicted model, not a curated record
CUUCGUGCCAUGUUGUGUACAAGAUGAAAGUGUGGGUGCUUGAACAACCCCAUCAAAAACGUGGCACAGAGAGCGCAGUUGCAGGUGCCAUGCAGGUCGGGUACUUAUUUUGGGGGUGCUUGGCGCUAGCCUCUGAACGAGUCAGGCCCAAUACCAUUUGCUGGACCACCCAGAUCUCUUCUCCAUCGCAUUCGGCCCCCCCGCGCGUAAUUCCGCCUGCCACUGUCCUGAGCCAAAACUCAAGGAUGUGGGCUCACGCAUCCUCCCGCAGGCGAUAGCCUUCCCGGAUCUUUACCGGUCUCUUAUUCUUCCUUCAUGUCUGCAUCUCUGCGGCGUGCCUCCGGCGCCACUGCUUCAUCAACACCAUCAUGGGAGAUGUGAACCGCACGGUGCCGCCGCCCUUCGUGUUUGCACCCUCACAGGCCUUCGAUGGCAACGACGGUCGCUGGUCUACUUUCAUCGUGCGUGUAGGCACCCCCGAACAGAACUUCCGCGUGCUACCCUCGAUACAAGGCCAUGAGAUAUUCAUCCCCCUCCCCGACGGAUGCAUUGAAACAGACCCGGAUAAUUGUGGCGACCUUAGAGGCGUUUAUCCCUUCAACGGCCAGAAAAGCACCGGAUUCUUGACCAACGCUUCCUCAUCGUGGAAACCGAUUGGAUUAUACAACCUGUACCUGGCCCAGGAACUCAACUAUACCGGCAAUGGUCUCUACGGGUUUGACACGGUGGGGCUCAUGCUACAGAACUCCGGCGGACUUACGUUGGAGAAUCAGGUAGUGGCAGGCAUCGCCACCAAGGACUUCUAUCUCGGCCUGUUUGGGCUCGGUCCAAAGCCCUCCAACUUCUCAGACUGGCAGUAUCCUCAACCGUCGUUCAUGCAGACUCUAAAAGACAAGAAUCGGAUACCCAGUCUCUCCUUCGCCUACACUGCAGGCGCGGCGUAUCGGAUCCCAAAGCUCCCUGGAAGUCUUACGCUCGGCGGAUAUGAUGCCUCCCGAUACACGCCCAGCGAUCGGACUUUUCCCUUCAGUGCGGACGACUCCAAAGUCCUCAGCGUGGGCGUGCAGCGCAUCACAGCUGCCAACACACUGAAGGGUACCGUUAGCCCACUCGACAUGCCCAUCUUCUCUUUCAUUGACUCCACUGUUCCGCACAUCUGGCUGCCGCGCUCUGCAUGUGAUCGAUUCGAAGAAGCAUUCGGACUCAAGUAUGACCCAACAACGGAUCUCUACCUUGUGAAUGACACCAUCCAUCAGGAGCUGCAGCGCUUACAACCCACUGUUACAUUUUCCCUUGGGAACGAUAACAACCCAGCGAAUAUAGUUACUAUCCAGGUCCCAUAUGGAGCCUUUGAUCUGCAAGCAUCGCAUCCUAUCUACGAAAAUUCGACGAAUUAUUUUCCUAUCCGCCGCGCAGCAAACGAUACGCAAUAUACCCUUGGCCGCACUUUUCUACAAGAGGCCUAUGUAAUAGCAGACUACGAGCGCGCAAACUUUUCUGUUCAUCAGGCUGUCUUCCAGAGUCCUAUGCCUGCUCAGCAAAUAAUACCAAUCCUCUCCCCUUCGACGUCGAGGAACACUUCCACCCCAUCGGAUACCACUUCACCGCAAAACGACGGUCUCUCAAGAGGGGCCAUCAUCGGUAUAGGCGUCGGACUGGGCGUCCUGGCUCUCGUGCUCGCGCUCUUCCUGCUUUUCUUCCUCCGUCGCCGGAAGGCAGCUAAAAAACAAACGCCAGCCGAACUCCCCGCCCCCGCUACACACGAAGCCGAGUCCAAAGAUCAGUACGAGCUUUACACAGGUCCUACAGAGCUAUACAACGCAAAGCAUGAGCACCGAUGGGAGGUGGAGGCCGAUGUGAAGCAGAUGGCUCUCAUGUCGGACGAUGCUGCGGGAAGAGACCAGAUACGGCAUGAGCUUCCAGCGGACUCGAAAGCUAUCCACGAGUUGCCCAGUCCUGAAAAGCUCGUCGCCAGGCAUGAGGUAGAUGCUGGGGUUGAAAAAGCACCGUUAACCUCCGAAUCCACCAAGCCAGACAAGGACGACUGCAGUAAGAGUGGCAUGAUAUGAUUGAGGGUUUUGUGAGUUGCUAUCUAUACAUGUUCCGGGAAGGCAGCUUUAUUGUUCUAGGGAGUACUGGAGACUUCAAGAAGCAAGUAGGCACUGCAAGUGGAGCGGUUACAGAUGACAGUCCUUCAGGGUCUUGAACACUGGGAUCAUGCUAAGCGCCGACGAAGCGAUUUAUAUUAAUGUACUACUUAAUGAAUACUUACAUCUCAUUGAAAUUCAUAAACUGACUCCCUUGAGUCAUGGGAGUUGAGUUGGAGAAUGAAGUCGUAAUCACGGG